AGGCUUCUGAGGUGAAUCAUUAGGUGCAAGGAGAGGCGGCUCUGGCGCCAAUUGAAUCCUGGGUUGAUGAGGGGGAAAAAGGGCUUUCUCAUGAGGCAAGCUGAAGGCCGUGGCUCGCUAUUUGCCAGAUUGGGGGGGGGGAGGGUAAGGGGAGGCAUACGCUGCGGCCCUCCCUCAGAGUGGGCACCAAGCAAGCCCAUCUCUUUGAGGUAGCUUCCCCCCACAGGCCCAGCACUUAAAAGAGGUUGUAAAGGACAAAUUAGCAUGAAAAAAGAAAAGAAAAAGUCAAGGGAAUAAGCUAGUCUGAAGAGCAAGAGAUUCCUAGCUGCUGCUAAAGCGGCGGACAAAAGGAACUAAGGCGGUAGCCCCUCCCACUGGCUAUAUACCUUCAUGGGGAGUGGGCGGGGCUUCUGCCAAAAUGUAUCUUAGAGCUCUAGAAGAUUCCGAACGGACUGCGCAGGCGCAGGGAAAUACCAUAUGUGUGAUUUCACAGAGACCACGACGGAGAAGGUUGAGCGAAGGAAGAUAGAUGCUUUUGAACUCUCGUGUUGGAGGAAAAUCCUGAGAGUGCCUUGGACCGCAAGAUCCAACCAGUCCAUCCUCCAGGAAAUAAUGCCCAGCUGCUCACUGGAGGGAAGGAUAUUAGAGGCAAAGUUGAAGUAUUUUGGCCACAUCAUGUGAAGACAGGAAAGCUUGGAAAAGAUCAUGAUGCUGGGGAAAAUGGAAGGAAAAAGGAAGAGAGGCCAACCAAGGGCGAGAUGGAUGGAUGGUAUCCUUGAAGUGACUGGCUUGACCUUGAAGGAACUGGGGGCGGCGACGGUCGACAGGGAGCUCUGGUGUGGACUGCUCCAUGAGGCCACGAAGAGUCGGAAACGACUAUGCGACUGAGCAGCAGCAUUCAUAUGCAUUAGGUCUACCCAAGAAAGCGAUAUGACCUCAUACUUGUACAAAUCAGUGAACUAAGAAACAGCAAUACUGAGGCAAUGGAUAUUCCCAAAGGGUUGUAGGGGUUAGAGAGCCAAUGUCCAGUUACUUAGACAAGUGUAUCUUAGCCACAGACACGAAGUGAAACAGCACAGGCUGAUCGUGAGCAGUCAGCCAGGAAAUAAACUUUUUCAUUCUUAUCUCAGUGCUUUUGUAACCCACUCAGCUGCAGAAACUCUUUGUGAAAUAUACAGCUUUAUUGCCCGAAGCCACUAUUCCACAGUGGUCACGUGAGCAGUUAUAGUGUAUAUAGAUUGACACAAUAACGCCUGUUAUCAUACUUAUUCUCAUUUGCACAGUAGCACCAAUCCAUGGUCUUGCAAUUGUACUUCUGUAUAGCCUCAAAGCCCCACAUUUCAGCACUUCUGAUAUGCUAUAUAUAUAUUUAAUAUUUUUAUAUGUUAAUAACCCCUAUGCCCUAAUUUAUGUAAGAUAAUUUUUAAAAACUCUGGAAUAGGAGAUGGGGAGAGGAGGACAGGAGAAUAAUCUUGUCCCCUCAUGUUACUUGAGGCAGUGCAAAACUGGAACGAUCCCAUCUCUUAAAAAUAGAUGAUGGGAACACGGCUGGAUUGGCAGCUGUUGAUAAGUUUUGCCCUUCAGUAGUAAGAGAUGGGUUAUUUGCAGAGAGGAAGUAGUCCAGCAAUGGGAUAUGCAGUGUUGUGUGAUAAGGACCAUCACCAAAGGUUAGAACAGAAGCAGGACCAUCACCAAAGAUGAUGAUCCUACUUUAAUACCAGUUUGCCUCCCUUUUGUGAUAUAGUCCAAGGUUUUAGUAGUGGCCUAUUCUAAAACAACUUUGUAACCCUUUCUAAGAUAUUUAUAGAAGGAUUUGAAUGCACAGAUAUAAAAUGCUAAGAUUUUAUCAUAAUCAUUUGAAACAAUAUUCCAUCCUUCCAAUUAUUACCAUCUUGAGGUGUCUUAAGUUCCCAAGAAGAGUUCCUUAGAUAAGCCUGUCCAUGUGCCCCAACACCUGCAUAUGCUCCCAGAUUAAGAAAAAGGACAUGUCUAUUUCCUGCAUGUUAAAUGAUCCAAAUAAUCUGAAACAGCUUUCAAUUGCCUCUUUUUCUCCAUUCGGUUCAAACCUGAUAUACAGCAACAAAAAAGAUGCAAUAAUAAUAAUAACUAAUCGCUGUCAAAAGUAUGGUGUAGCUAACUACACCUCACAGUCAAAUGUUGUUCAAUGGCUGUCAUUAAAGAGAGUUUGUGCAAUAACACUACCCUAUCAUUAAAUCUCCUAACUGCAGAGGCAAUUUUCCACAAAGUCAAAAUGAGAUUUGCACCUGUAGCACACGGAACAGAGCUUUGCCAUUAUUUUUUGACAUGAUUACAGAGUUACUUUACUCUGUGGGCUAUGUUCACAUUAGCAUCAAAAUUAAAGAACCAUUCAAUUCCCCUGUUCUUACUUAAUAAACGUCAGGAACUGACUUACCAAAUUACUGAUUUUUUUUAAAAAAAAACUGGGAACCAAGCACAGCAUUUUUGUGUUUUUACAUCAUUUAUGGAAGAAUCAUUUUAAUUACUCUAUGGGACUGCUCCGGCUGGCUAUUAGACUUGCUAAUAAGCAGCAGGCUAGGUGCUCCCACUGGGGAGGGACUGUCAAUCAAAGCUGUAGCAGUUAUAUAGCAAAGGGAAGGUCUGGCUAAAUCCACAUGUACUGUAUCGAGGCUCCUUGCAGAGACUGGCUAUUACACUGGAAAGACAGAUUUGUUUCAGCCACAGAGAGCUUAAUAAGGAAAAAAGAGACGGACAGACAAAGUGGAGCAAGACAGGAUUGAGACCUGCAUUAAGAACAGCAAGCAUUUCCUGAAGAGAAAGCUGCCUUCACCACCAUGAAUACCUCCCUGGCUCAACCACUCCAUUAUGCAGAAGGCUAUGAACCCUGGGUUUCCAAAGAGUGGAAGGUGGCAAUCCCAGCCUUCUUGGGGGUCAUCUGCUUGGCUGGCUUUGCAGGAAACGUGUGCGUCAUUGGGAUCCUACUGUACAACUCCAAAAAAGGGAAACCUUCUAUGAUUCAUUCUUUGAUCCUCAACCUCAGCUUUGCAGACCUUCUGCUGGUCCUUUUUGUUGUGCCGUUCAGAGCAGCUGCUUACUCCAAGGGAGCCUGGUCUCUGGGAUGGUUUCUUUGUAAAACCUCAGUCUGGUUCCAAGAUGCUUGCAUGACAGCCAAAAGCUUGACCAUUGCUGUGGUAGCCAAGACUUGCUUCAUGUAUGCAAAUAACCCAGCUAAACAGGUGACUAUUAAGUGGCACACCAUCUGUGCUGUGCUGUUGGUGAUUUGGCUGGUGGCCUUGGGGAUCCCAUUGCCCUUGUGGUUUUUUAGCAGCCUCCGGGAGUCAGAGAGAGGCUCUGCUUUGUGCAUCAUGGUGAUCCCAUCUCAAGCCCAUGAGUUCAUGUCAGCUUUUGUCAAGCUCUAUCCCUUAGCGGUAUUUUGUGCACCCCUUACCUUUGCUUUCUUUUAUUUCUGGAGAGCUUAUGGCAGGUGCCAGCGAAGGGGGACCAAGACACAAAACCUGAGAAAUCAAAUCCGAUCCAGGUGUCUAACAAUGAUGCUUCUGAGAGUUACUGUCACCUCGACUGUGAUGUGGCUUCCCAACUGGAUAUCUUGGCUGUGGCUUUGGCACCAGACGAAAUAUGGGCCAGCUCCUCCACAAGGCUUCAUGGCCACUACUCAAGUUGUGAUGUUUGCUAUCUCCUCAGCGAACCCUUUCAUCUUCGUACUUAUGUCUGAAGAGUUCAGAGAGGGCUUUAAAGGCUUGUGGAAAAGGCUUACAAUGAAAAAGCCUCUGCCUAGUCCAGAGGAUCAAGAGAAAACAGCAGCUGAAAAUGACUCGGAGGGAAUCCCAGAACCCGUUUCCAUUCCUUCGCCAGAGGCAGUGACUCCAGAUCAAGAGAAAGAACCCCCUCCCUUGUCGCAUAGCUCAGAAAGCAUGGAAAUAAAGAAGGAGAUGCCCGUUUUGCCCGAUGUUGAGCAAUUUUGGCAUGACAGAGAAGCAGUCCCUGAUGCUCAAGACAACGACCCCAUUCCUUGGGAACAUGAAGGACAAGAGACAGAAAAGAAACCCAUUUGAAAUCUCCUGUCACCAUUACAACAUUAAUCCCAUUUUUCUUGUUGAUGUUAAAGUAAUCUUUUAAGAUAUGAAGAAAGAGAAGGAACCUGAUUCCCACCGAUGAUCUUUCCGAAGUGUCCUUCUGGUAUCAGACCAUGACACAUCUGAAGAUCGUACCUAAUAAGAGGGGAAACCUGAGCUUACUACACACAGUUUCUGCAUUUAGGCCACACAGUUCAAAGUUUUGGUCUACUUUUAAUUACAAAUUUUAUCUACUAUUUAGACAUCAAUGCCUUUGCAGAACAGGAAGGCAGAAUACCCAUGCUGAUUCAGUUCCACACAAGAUAGAUGUACCUGAAAUUGAUGCUGCAAAUUGUAACUUGUCCCCUAUUAUAAUUUUUCUAUUUAUGUACUGUUCCCAUUUUUUCUGUUAUCUGUUAACAGUCUUUGAAGCAUGCCAUUACAUGUUACUAAUAAUCCUCUCCCCCCUUUUUUGUAUUAUCCUUGGAUUAUUACAAUUGAUGAGUUAGCCCAAACUGCCAGGCUAAUGUGGCUCUUAAAGGAAAAAACAAUUGAACAUUUACUGACAGGUUGGAAGCGGUUUAUGACUUGUUGAAUAAUAAUAAGAAUAAUGUAAUAGUUUGUGGUUAUGAGUAUUAACAAUUCUAAUAGGAUCUGUAAUGGUAGAAUUAUAUUUUUGUUUUGCCAUUUUUUCUCUUAAUAAUUAAUUACAGUUCACAUUGGGAGGGCUAGAAUCUUAUGAUCUUUUAACGAGUAAUAGUUACUAUUUAGUAUUUUGUGUAUUAGGGUUCCAUAAGGUUUAGUUUUAAAUUAUUUCUCCCCCCCUUCUAUAUAAAACCACAUAUGAUUUUGAUUCUUUUUCAUUCUUUUUUUUUCUUUCAUAUUUAGUAUGUUUUGUAUUUUUGUAUCAUUCAUAUUAAACAAUGAAUAAAAUGAGAAACUGGUAUAAUAAGAAUAAAAUUGUCUGUUUCAACA
Anolis carolinensis (green anole) is the source of this 5027-nucleotide messenger RNA. It is a transcript of the gene gpr151, whose product is annotated as G protein-coupled receptor 151. Bases 2814 to 4052 code for a protein of 412 amino acids. Gene Ontology annotation, cellular component: plasma membrane. The transcript has 4 exons. NCBI's taxonomy places the organism in Eukaryota, Metazoa, Chordata, Lepidosauria, Squamata, Anolidae. Gene Ontology annotation, biological process: G protein-coupled receptor signaling pathway. The record is from RefSeq and is a predicted model, not a curated record. Gene Ontology annotation, molecular function: G protein-coupled receptor activity.